AUUGAAAUUGUCUCAAUAAAAUUCUACUGACAACUGACUACUUCUAUUUUACGUAAAAUUAACAAAAGCCAGCAUUAGCUAACAAUUUUCAAUGUUCCAAUUUGUUCUCUCAAUAAUUCAAACCCUUUUCCGCAAUUUUCAGUAUUACAAACUUCCUUUAAACACAAAUUUUCAAAAUUAACCUAAUCGCCGCAAUUUCUCUUAUAGAUAAUCGCAGCAAUUUGAAUUAUAAAAGCUACUUAAUAAUUAAUGCGCGACUGAUUCCGAAAACAGAGACUUUUUUCCAUAGACUCAUUGUUAGUUCUAAACCAACCGAGUUUAAAAUCAAUACGAUGGCCGGUUCCAUCUUACCCCAUAGUUUCUUUAUAUUGACUCUGGUCGGUCUCUGGCGGCCGCUCGAAUGGCGGGGCUGGAAAUUUCUUCUCUACAAUUCAUACAGUUGUUUUGUAGUGUUGACUAAUUUUGCAUUCACACUUACCGAAUUUCUAGACCUAGUUUUAGUGAGCUCCACUGUCAAUGAAUUCACCAGCAAUUUAUCAAUGAUGUUAGCGAUGGUCGCUGCUUGCGGAAAAAUAGUUGGCGUUCUCUGUAAUAGAAGACAAAUUAUCAGAGCUUUGGAAAACUUGCAAAAAAAUCCUUUUAAGCCUCGUGAUCAGAAAGAAGAAAUGAUUCUUCAGAAAUUCGCAGAUACUAGCAGUUUUAUAACCCGUUGCUAUUGGAUAUUUUUGACAGUAGGAGUCACAGGAAUUUCACUGACCGGAAUAAUGGAAGCGAAGUUACCUGAUGUGCUGCCUUACAGAGGGUGGUUGCCUUUUAACUAUUCCCAGCCAAGCGUUUACUUAAUGACCGCGAGUCAACAGAUGGUAACAUUCUUCAUAGGAUGCUACGUCGACGUCGGCUUUGACACUUUGUUCCCCGGAAUGAUGCUCUACGUUUCUGCGCAAAUAAGUAUUCUGGAGUACCGGUUCAAAAAUGCUGUAAAAAUUCUUCAUGAAUUGGAAAUAAAUAAUUCUGGCUCUAAUCUAAUAAAAAAUUCAGAAAAAAUUCUUAUUGGCGACUGGGUUGAGUGUCACAAUUCUGUGCUCAGUUUUUCAGAUUACAUCUACGGAAUAUUCGCGACGCCUGUUUUCAUCCAAUAUUGCCUGAGUUCAGUGAUAUUAUGCGCUACUGUCUACAGUCUUUCAACCAUCCCAGCGUUUACCUUCGAAUUUAUAAGCUGUAUUGUUUACAUAAUCACCACGGUGCUCCAAAUAUUUUUGGUCUGCAUGUCGGCGCAUCAGGUGACGCUUCAAUUUGCAGAUCUGAACGACGCUAUUUACAAUACUGACUGGUUCAAGUUGAGCAAUAGCGCUCAAAAAUCGAUUAUUGUUGUCGCUUUGAAGACUUUCAGGCCAGUUAUUUUUAUGUCUGGCGGUAUUAUUACUUUAUCACUUGAGUCGUUCAAAAGUGUAAUUAAACUGUCUUACUCUAUUUACAACGUUCUUCAACAAUCGUAAUAUUUAAAUUACAAUAAAAUAAUAAUAGUAAAA
Molecule: messenger RNA, 1529 nt
Organism: Cotesia glomerata
Lineage: Eukaryota; Metazoa; Arthropoda; Insecta; Hymenoptera; Braconidae
Product: odorant receptor 46a-like
Exons: 5
Coding region: 333-1496 (387 amino acids)
Biological process (GO): detection of chemical stimulus involved in sensory perception of smell; sensory perception of smell
Cellular component (GO): plasma membrane
Molecular function (GO): odorant binding; olfactory receptor activity
Source: RefSeq, a predicted model, not a curated record